This is a messenger RNA of Lolium rigidum, 3044 nucleotides long. Its product is annotated as heat shock 70 kDa protein 14-like. Gene Ontology annotation, molecular function: ATP binding; ATP-dependent protein folding chaperone. The coding region runs from base 176 to 2692 and encodes 838 amino acids. The transcript is spliced from 10 exons. Lineage: Eukaryota; Viridiplantae; Streptophyta; Magnoliopsida; Poales; Poaceae. Gene Ontology annotation, cellular component: nucleus; cytosol. The record is from RefSeq and is a predicted model, not a curated record. Gene Ontology annotation, biological process: protein folding.
ACCGCCUCCUCUCCUUCGUCUUCGCCAAGAGACACCAAGCUCAGCUGCGGCGGCUACCACAACCACAGCUCCCCAAGCUUCCCCGCCCUCGCCGUCGUCCCUCGCACCGCCGGCGCAGUUCGCGAUCUAGAUCUCGGAACCAGCCGUCACCGGGACAUAAAAGGGCGCGUCGGAGAUGAGCGUAGUGGGGUUCGAUCUGGGCAACGAGAGCUGCAUUGUGGGCGUGGCGCGGCAGCGCGGGAUCGAUGUGGUCCUCAACGAGGAGUCCAAGCGGGAGACGCCCGCCAUCGUCUGCUUCGGGGACAAGCAGCGCUUCAUCGGCACGGCCGGCGCCGCCAACUCCACCAUGAACCCCAAGAACUCCAUCUCGCAGAUCAAGCGCCUGCUGGGCCGCAAGUUCGCCGACCCCGAGCUGCAGCAUGACAUCCAGUCCUUCCCGUUCCGCGUCACCGAGGGCCCCGAUGGGUUCCCGCUCGUGCACGCGCGGUACCUGGGGGAGGAGCGCUCCUUCACGCCCACGCAGCUGCUCGCCAUGGUGCUGUCCAACCUGAAGGCGAUCGCCGAGGGCAACCUGAACUCUGCUGUGAAUGACUGCUGCAUCGGGAUCCCGGUGUAUUUCACUGACCUGCAGCGGAGGGCUGUUAUCGACGCUGCAACUAUUGCGGGUCUGCGGCCGCUGCGGUUGUUCCAUGAGACUACUGCUACGGCGUUGGCGUACGGGAUCUACAAGACCGAUCUCCCUGAGAGCGACCAGCUGAAUGUCGCGUUUGUCGAUGUCGGGCAUGCCAGCAUGCAGGUCAGCAUCGUCGGGUACAAGAAGGGGCAGCUCAAGAUGCUGUCUCAUUCAUAUGACCGCUCUCUUGGUGGAAGGGACUUUGAUGAAGCCCUGUUUAAGCACUUCGCGGCGAAGUUCAAGGAGGAAUACAAGAUUGAUGUCUACCAGAACGCCCGUGCCUGCAUUAGGCUGCGCGUGGCGUGCGAGAAGCUCAAGAAGAUGCUGAGCGCCAAUCCGGAGGCACCAAUGAACAUUGAGUGCUUGAUGGAUGAGAAGGAUGUGCGAGGUUUCAUCAAGAGGGAUGAGUUUGAACACAUCAGCGCCCCGGUACUAGAGCGUGUUAAGGGGCCACUGGAGAAGGCCUUGGCUGAAGCUGGCUUGACCACAGAAGAUGUGCACUUUGUUGAGGUUGUUGGAUCAGGCUCUCGUGUUCCCGCUGUAAUGAAGAUCAUCACCGAGUUCUUUGGGAAGGAACCAAGGAGAACUAUGAAUGCAAGUGAAUGUGUUGCCAGGGGAUGUGCUCUUCAGUGUGCUAUCCUUAGCCCCACCUUCAAAGUGAGGGAGUUUCAGGUUAAUGAAGGGUUUCCCUUUUCAGUUGCUUUAUCAUGGAAGCCAGAUGCUCAGAACAAUGAACCCCAACAAACAGUUGUAUUCCCAAAGGGGAAUCCAAUCCCUAGCAUCAAGGCUCUGACCUUCUAUAGGUCCACUACAUUUCCAGUGGAUGUUUUGAAUGUUGAUACAGAUGAUAUGCAAAUAACACAGAAAAUUAGCACUUACACGAUUGGCCCAUUCCAACCGAGCAAAGGUGAGAAGGCUAAACUGAAAGUGAAAGUUCGUCUCAACAUCCAUGGGAUUGUCUCUCUUGAAUCAGCAAUGAUGCUGGAAGAGGAGGAAGUGGAAGUUCCAGUUUCAGCUACAAGUGAGGUUCCAAAGGAUGCUACUAAAAUGGACACAGAUGAUGCACCACGAGACGAUGACAAUAUGCAAGAACCUAAAGGUGCUUCAGAUACUGCUGAUGGUGCUGCUGAAAAUGGGGCUGGUGAUUCUGAGGAAAAAACUGUUCCGAUGGAUACAGACACAAAGGUCGAGCCAUCCAAAAAGAAAGUUAAGAAGACAAAUGUUCCAGUCGCUGAAACGGUUUAUGGUGCGAUGGCUGCUGAUGAGCUGGCUAAAGCAGUUGAGAAAGAGUAUGAAAUGGCUCUUCAGGACAGAGUGAUGGAAGAAACCAAGGACAAGAAGAAUUCUGUGGAGGCUUAUGUUUAUGACAUGCGUAACAAGCUCAAUGAGAAGUACAAUGAAUUUGUCAAGUCGGAGGACAUAGAAGGAUUGAUGACUAAGCUUCAGGAGGUUGAGGAUUGGCUGUAUGAAGAUGGUGAGGAUGAGACCAAGGGAGUCUAUGUCGCAAAACUAGAAGAACUUCAAAAGGUUGGUGGUCCAAUUGAGAUGCGCUACAAAGAGUGGACUGAAAGAGGCCCGGUUCUUGAGCAACUGGUGUACUGCAUUCGCAGUUUUAGAGAGGCUGCGCUAUCUGUUGACCCAAAGUUUGAUCACAUAGAUAUGUCAGAGAAACAGAAGGUCAUUAAUGAGUGCUCGGAAGCCGAGAACUGGCUACUUGAGAAAAAGCAUCAGCAAGAUGCUCUACCGAAGCAUGCUAAUCCCGUCCUCCUUGUUUCUGACAUAAAGAAAAAGGCUGAAGCACUUGACAGGUUCUGCAAACCGAUCAUGACCAAGCCAAAGCCUGCACCGAAGCCACAGACCCCACCACCAGUGGAGACCCCAGCAUCUGAGGCUCAAACACCAGAACCACAAUCAAGUGGUGCCAGUGAGCCUGGCGAACCAGCGAGCGAAGGAGCUGAUCAGGGUGAGUCUACUGCGGAGCAAAUGGACACUGAUAAAGCCGAUCCGUCCCCAGCAUAAGGACUUCCGAUCAGAGGAGAUUUUAUGUCAAUGAUCGGUUGCAUUCUCCUGUGCUUUUGGUCUGCUAGGGCAACAAACUAGAAGGAACGGCUGUUUCCGUACGUUGUGAGGAUAUAUGUAUUGGAACGUGGAGAGUUCUGCAGUGUUUCUAGCUGGUAUUAAGAACUGUUUUUCCUUCUAUGGCUGGUGAACUGGACGAUGCAUGCAGGAUAAGGGCGCCCUUCCAGGUUUUGGUGACCCGUUGUCUGUGGUGUAAUUUUUAUUGACGAUGGUCCAUAACGUUGUAAUUUUACAUACGGUGGUCCAUAACGAUUCAGAAAUUUUUGGUCAAAGAUUUCCUUAAUUCCUGUUA